GCCGGUAUGGGACCGGCUCCCGGCUCCGAGCGCUGAGCAGCGACACAAGGAGUCCAGGUGGGAAUUCCACAUCGAGGUGAGUGAAUCAUCCUCAGUGUCCCCAGAAUGUGUAAGCAGGCGGCUGCGGGCUCCGGUGAGGGUGCAAGUACCAGCACCUCUGGCUUCUUUACAGGAACGCAGUCACGUCAGUGAGGUGCAGGAACAAAUCGUUUCUUUGUGUAUGGUGCUUUGCUUUUAUUCUUUGAAUACCACUGAGUUGUCUGGGGAUUUGUAUGACACAUGAACUUAAUUCAAGUAUGCAGUUCACUAAAGGAUCCUUUUCCCACUAAAAUGCAUCCUCACAGAGCAGACACACUGAUCAAGAGGAGCGACAUCAUGGCUCUUUAUAUGGACAUGGUCGGGAUUUUGGUGGCUGCAGACUCUUCUUGGUAAAUUCAUCUAAUUCACUUUAGGCUGCCCCUGCCAGCCUGAAUUACUUUAUUAUCAUUUCCAUGGAGGGAAAUUGUAUUCGAUGUAAGAAAGAAUAACAAUCUACACUCAGAGUAAGGUGUUGAGACUGAGAAAUUCCCAAGCAGUGUAUAGAACACAGCAGUGGAGAGCUGGAGCAUGAAAAGAUGUGGAAGAUGCAAAAUGCAGAGAUGCCAGAGGCCAGGAGAGCCCGGGACAGCUGAUCCUUCCCCACAUACGCCACCACAGAGCUGGGCAGAAUGCCUGCCAGGCAAGAGAGGAACCUGGUAGCUCCACUAAAACUGAAUUUAUUGCAGUGAGUCUAUGCACACAAAACAAAGGCAUCACUGACCCAGAAGGAUUAGCCUAAGUCUAGGUAUAGUCAAGACUGAGUUUAAAAGCAGCCUUGUGAUACUUCUUUCUUUAGGGAAAUCGGGCCUCUGAGGAAGGAGCAGGUUUAUCACUUUAAGGCAGAUUCUAAAAUUACUUAGGUGUGCAAAUAUUGGAAGCUCAUAAUGCAAACUUCCAAGUCCCAUUGGAAGUAGACUCCAAAAUGACGUAACUUACUGACAAUCCCUUUACAUUCCCAAACCUUAUCUUUAGCAUUUAUAGUGGUCUAGAUCACUUGUGUUUCAAUUUCACCCUCUGUAAAGUGAACUCAUGGCACUUUUAUACAGUAGAAGGAGGUUUAAUGAGAAGAAUUAUACAAAUGAAUAAUGAAUUUUUUGCAACUCGUUAAUUAUCUUUUUCUGGAAACAGGGUUGCUCUUCAUGAGCCAAUAUUACUGCUGAAUUACUUAAACGUUACGGAAAUCUACUGAGUCAGUUUCUCCCUGCUUCUCAAAAUAAAAGCUUGCUCAUGUUUUCCCACUAAGAAAUUAUUCAGAAAAAUAAUUGUAAAAGGUUAAUCAACUAUAAUGAUUUAGAGUGUAGGCCAAAGUCCUCUGUGAUUGGUCAAUAUAUUGUUACUCAUUAUGUUAAAUAUUAAACCAAACAGCUCCUCGUAUCCAGGACUCUCCAGACACAUCCCAAGUAUGAAGGAUUAUUCUGACAGGUCUUCCUUCAUAUUCCUUACUCACAUUUUAGGCUUUGCUUGCUAUUUCCCUUUUUCCAAUUUCACAUAAGCUAAAAUAUUAUUUUAGUAUAGGUCAUAAAAAUUAACAUUGAGCUAGUAUUGUACUAAUUUUUGAAGGAAAACAUUAGAAAAUCAUUGCCAUUCUAUUAUUUAUUUAUUUCUUGGAUAAAAAUACCUUCAAAUAUAUAAAUAUUCUGAUUUCUCCUCAUAUCAAGGCUAACUUGGAUAAACUACACAUCAAUUUUGCCACUGACUUCAGCUGUGGAAGCAGUGGGUUAUAGAAACAUAAGAAACAAAGACAGAAAAAGUGAUGCAGAGCAUGCAUGAGUUUUGUAUGCAGCAUGAAGAAUGACCAGUUUCUGGAUCACCAGAGGAAAGUGUGUCUCAGCUUCCACAUUGGAGCUACUCUGCAACAGAAACUCACAUGUUCAGAGUCAGGAACUGCUUGUUAUGACACAACAGACUCAUCCCCAGCAGGCAGCCUGCAGCAUCCUGCCAGCGCCCAGGGAAAGGUGGGAGAUGUGACAGCAACCACUACAAUUCCCUAUAGGUAAAAAAUACUGCCAGCAGUAGCAGGAACAGGGAAAACUGCAAGAGGCUUUUUUGACUCUGCAGAUGCUGAGCAGAGAUGUUCCCCAAGAGCUCUUCUUUCUGCCAGGGGAGCCCAUGGAGGCUCACACCUCCUGGGCACUCAGUUAAGUUCAUUUCCUUCAAAAAAGUCAGAAAUACGGGUAAUCUCUUUAGUGCUUUCACAGACUAUGUGACUGUACAUACAGUUGCAAACUCUGUAAAAAUUAACUAAGCAGAACCAGAGGCAAAGUCAUAAAUUAGGCCACAAAGGCAGUGGCUGUGAUGUCUAUUUGUUAUAUGAUACUGUUUGUAUCUUUGAGCUGUGGUCGCCAUUUUUUGGAUGAUGUUUCUGUUCAUCCCAUACUUCUCUUCAUUUCGGCUUAAAAACAUUAUUUACUAGGAAAAGGUUCUUCUUGAGGAUGGCUGGGCACUGAAACAGCUCCCCAGGGAAGUAGUCACAGCACCAAGCCUGACAGAGUUCAAGGAAUGUUUGGAUAAUGCUCACAGGCACAUGGUGCACUCCUGUGCAGGACCAGGAGCUGGACUUUUAUUCUCCCUGUAUGUCCCUUCCAAGUCAGGAUAUUCCGUGAUCAUCUGAGAAUCUUUGGGACACAGCAGCACCUGCUGAGCAUGCAGGACAGUGCUGUACCAUGUGUGGGGCUGCUUCAAGCUGCCAAGUCCAUCAAGGAGCACCUCUCCUAUGAGGAAAGGCUGGCUCUUCUCGGUGGUGCCAAGGAGUAAGAUGUACAGGAAGCGCCGCCUGAAUACGGGGAAUAACUUAUUUACUGCGUAGGCAACCACACAUUGAAACAGGCAGCCUAGACAGGGUGUGGAAUCCCUCACUGGAGAUGGUUCAAGAACCGUCUGGAUGCAAUCCUGUGCCGUCCAUUUGAGCAGAGAGGCCGCACAGAUGACCCACUGUGCUCCCUCCCAGCCUGACCCAUCCUGUGCCUCUGCAGAGAAUCACAGUGUUACCGGCUCCGCCCCGCACAGCGCUGCCCCGCACAGUGGAGAGCAGCUGAGAACAGGACUCGUUCCUCGGGCAGAAAGGGCAGGCGGGGCAGGAGGCCGGGACGAGCGUUCAGGGGCCGCAGGAAGGCCCCACGGCCGCGGGAAGACCCCACAGCCGCGCAGCCCCCUCCGAGCCCCGAACAGUAGCGGGGCGGGGCGGGGCGGGGCGGGGCGAACGGGCACGGCCCCGCCCACCGGCGCGAGCAGGAAACUCCCGCCGUUGCCUUACAAGGGCAGGCGCGCGACUCCCUCCGCCCCGCGCCCUUGGAAUGCGGUGACCACACCGCGCUGCACCAACGCGUCGCCGAGGGAGGGGCCACAGAGGGUGGAACGGCUGGGUUCGCGGCCGUCUUUCUCCCUCAAGGAAUGAAGAGGCCCCAGGGAAAGAACGCGAAGCACUCGGGCCGCCGCGGGUCGUCUCCCCGGCACGGCUUGUGGCGCCUGGCAGCCGAAGCGAUGAGCGAAGCCGCCACUUCCCCCUCCUGCGCAGAUGGUCUCGCCCACAGCUUCCUUCCUGCCCGGCGGGGCGGUGGCCGCUCCGCUCUCCGGAAGUGCCGCUCCAGCCGCUCCCCGCCGGUGCCGUCUGCCGCCGCCAGACAGGCUGUGUUGACUCCUUGGUGCUGGAUUUUGAGAACCAACGGCCACCAUGUCUAGCAAAAGGGCAAAGACAAAGACCACCAAGAAGCGCCCUCAGCGCGCCACUUCCAAUGUAUUUGCGAUGUUUGAUCAGUCGCAGAUCCAGGAAUUCAAGGAGGCCUUCAACAUGAUCGACCAGAACAGGGAUGGCUUCAUUGACAAAGAGGAUCUGCACGACAUGCUCGCCUCCCUUGGAAAGAAUCCAACGGAUGAAUACCUAGAUGCCAUGAUGAAUGAGGCUCCGGGCCCCAUCAACUUCACCAUGUUCCUCACCAUGUUUGGUGAGAAGUUAAAUGGCACUGACCCCGAGGAUGUCAUCAGGAAUGCUUUUGCCUGCUUCGAUGAAGAAGCAACAGGGUUCAUCCAAGAAGACUACCUGCGGGAGCUGCUGACCACGAUGGGAGACAGGUUCACAGAUGAAGAGGUGGAUGAGCUGUACAGAGAGGCCCCCAUCGACAAAAAGGGCAAUUUCAACUACAUCGAAUUCACGCGCAUCCUGAAACAUGGAGCAAAAGACAAGGAUGACUGAGCACAUCCCUGGAUACCUGCAGAUUAUCUCAACAUUCAUGUUUAUGUGUAACGGUUUCUUCCUCAUAGAACUUGUUGCAUGCAUUUAGCUCCAAAGCUUUUGUCUUUUUCAAUCUAUUUAUCUAUUCCAGGCCAUUUAGGCACAUUUGCACCUGUAAUCAGACUGGAAGUGGGGAAAAUAUUGUGAGGGAAAGGCUACAGGACAAACAUUCCCUGGAGUUGAUAGUCCAGGAAAAUAAUCUCAAUGUUUCUGGUUUAGCUGGAUUUUUACAUUUUUGUAAUAAAUGCCAUUUUGAAAUAAAGAUUGCUAUAUAGAUAAAAUACCUCAAAAUCUUUUGUGAAGAAUGACAUUUCUAUUAUGCAUUUACAAAUGCAGCUGUGUUCAUUGCAUUUUCCUUGCAGAUGCAAGGCAAGCUAGAAAACUCAUUUUCAUAGUGUUUUGUUCAGUGUCACAGGGUUCUGAAAUGCUCCUAGCAGUAGCUGCUGGCAUCUUUAAAAAUGCAGCUGCAGAAGUCUUUCAUCUCAGGUUUUUGAAGUGGGAUCUGACUACUAUAUAAGUAGUUAACUAAAGAAAUGUUUAGGGAAGAUGGUUACAAUUUCCUCAUGGGCAGCAGAGAACAUGCCCAGCUUUUGUUUCCUUUUAAUACUGCUGGGUUUUCUAGCAGUACUUUCAUGUCUUAAGUGUGCAUUCUUCUUUGCUAAGUAAGGGGGAAUAGGGCAUACUUUUUCCCUUCUGCUGAAGGAAGUUUGUGCAAAGCAAUCUGUGCUAGCACUAAUUAAUAGCAAUACAUGGCCAGAAAACUUACAUAAAGCUUCAUUUUUCUACAGCUAAUUCAUUUCUAUGUGAGAAUAUAUGAGCCAAGUAAUUCUGAGAAUUAACUUGGUAAAAGCCUAUAGGUGCUAAAGUUGCUCUCACUUUCUAAAAUAUCAUUCCUCAGUUAUAUUGGUAAGAUGGCUUUUAAUCAAGCACAGUCAGUCAUUCAGAACUGGUUGUGCUGAUGAUGUCUCAAAUACAUAGAAAAGAGGGGGUGGUUCUGUUAUUUUUUUAGAUAUGACCAUGCUCUUCUGUGUGCCUCAUUCUCUUGGCUACUGCAAGUUAGAAAGCAGAAGAAUUUAUUUUGCCUAUGUAUUUUUCAAUUAAAAUAAUGACCGCUUGCCCUCAGCUGUAUCACACAACUUAAGACCCCAAGAAGUAGGAAUUCAGCAAAAUGAAUUGUAAAGGCUCUUAUGGCUUGUCCUGUAAGGUGGGUUUGUCUCCUUUCGUGUGUGAUAGCAUGAAGACUUGGUUACUUCAUCUUGUUUGUGUUUCCA
Molecule: messenger RNA, 5577 nt
Organism: Cinclus cinclus
Lineage: Eukaryota; Metazoa; Chordata; Aves; Passeriformes; Cinclidae
Product: myosin regulatory light chain 2, smooth muscle minor isoform
Exons: 5
Coding region: 3749-4267 (172 amino acids)
Cellular component (GO): cytoplasm
Molecular function (GO): calcium ion binding
Source: RefSeq, a predicted model, not a curated record